AAACGCAUACUUCAGGAUUAUGAAGAACACACCCAGUGACAUCAGUGAGGUUUGAAGAAGAAGAAGAAAAAAAAGCUCUCAACUCAAACUGUGCAGAGGAGGAACAAGAGGGCCGAAAGGUCCUGCGCGCUUUUCUUUCGGCUCUUUCUCGGCGUGUUGCUCUUUUCAAAGUUCCGGAGAGUUUGGGGACUGAAGUUGCGCUUCAACUUUUCUUCGUGACUGCAGUGGAGCGCAGAGAGUCGCGUUUCUCGACAGAGGAGGAUGUCAACUUCAGAGGAGGGAGACGGGCCCCGGCCCAGAUAUGGCUCUGUACUGGAUGGCGUGGAGCGGCUCACAGCUGAGGAGAUGGAUGAGCGGCGCCAGCAGAACAUGGCCUAUGAGUACCUGUGCCACCUGGAGGAAGCCAAAAGAUGGAUGGAGGCCUGCCUGGAUGAGGAGUUGCCUCCAACAACAGAGCUGGAGGAGGGGCUGAGAAACGGCGUUUAUCUGGCAAAACUGGGCAACUUCUUUGCUCCGCAGACGGUUUCCCUCAAGAAGAUUUACGACCGUGAGCAGACACGGUACAAGGCGACUGGUCUCCAUUUUAGACACACAGACAAUGUCAUCCAGUGGCUCAACGCCAUGGCAGAGAAGGGACUGCCAAAGAUCUUCUACCCUGAGACCACAGACAUAUAUGACCGGAAGAACAUGCCACGCUGCAUCUACUGCAUACAUGCACUCAGUCUGUACUUGUUCAAGUUGGGCCUGGCACCUCAGAUCCAGGACCUAUAUGGAAAAGUCGAUUUCACUGAGGAGGAGAUCAACAACAUGAAGAGCGAGCUGGAAAAGUAUGGAAUCCAGAUGCCCGCCUUCAGCAAGAUUGGUGGGAUCCUGGCCAAUGAGCUCUCAGUGGAUGAAGCGGCAUUGCACGCUGCUGUGAUUGCCAUAAAUGAGGCCAUUGACCAGGGCGUACCAGAGGGCACGCUGGCCGCUAUGCAAAACCCCAACGCCAUGCUGGUCAACCUGGAUCGCAGCUGUGCUCAGCAGUACCACGACACGUUGUACCAGGCCAAAGGGAAGAAGGUGGCCAACUCACGCAAGCGGCAAAUGGAGAACGCCGAGGCAGAGAGGGACAUCUACGAUGAGCUUCUUACCCAGGCAGAAAUCCAAGGCAAUGUCAAUAAGGUCAACGUGAACAAUGCUUUGAGUGAAGCUGAACAGGCCUUGCUGAGUGGAGAUGAGGAUAAGUUGUAUGAGGCGCUGAAGGCCAUGGGCAUUCAGAACCUGCAGCCCCAGAACAAAGCCUGGUACCUGAAACAGCUGCAGGGUGACCGAGAGAACAAAGAGCAGACGUCUCCAGGAGAAGCCCUGACUAAGGACGAGCUGCAGAGCGGCGUGGACGUGGCCAACGGGAUAGCAGAGAGCUACCUAAAGAUGCUGAAAGCAGUGGAACGGAUCAAUAAUGCAAUCAGAGAAGGUGUGCCAGAAAAGACGGUGGAGGAGCUCAUGAACCCUGACGCACAGCUGCCUGAGGUCUACCCGAGCGCUGCAGACCUCUACCAGAGAGAGCUAGCCAGCCUGCAGCAGCAGAGCCAAGAGGGCAACCUUACCCACCCCGAGCUGCUCGUUGCCGUGGAGAUGCUGUCAUCGGUGGUGCUAAUGAACGAGGCGCUGGACGUCAGAGACCGAGCUGCUCUCUGGAAGCAACUGUCCAGCACCGUAACUGGACUCAGCAACGUUGAGGAUGAGUAUGCUCAGAGAUACAUGGAUGAACUGAUGCGUCUCAAAGCAGCAGCCAGAGAGGAAGGGUCCGACUAUCUGACCUGGAACGACAUUCAGGCCUGCAUCGACCAGGUCAACCUGGCUGUGCAGGAGGAGCAUGAACGAAUUGCUGCCAUUGGGUUGAUCAAUGAAGCCCUGGAUGAGGGAGAUCCUACGAAGACGCUGUCCAUGCUCCAGAGUCCGUCAGCCAAGCUCACAGACGUGGACCCGUCGAUUGCUCAGCACUACCAUGACAAACUGCUGGAGGCCCGCAGAGAGAAGGCUCAUGAGACACAGGAUCCUUCUGCUGUGCUGUGGCUGGAUGAGAUCCAGGAUGCCAUUCUGAAAGCCAACCAGGACACAAAAGAGGCUUUGCAGUUCUCUCAGGCCAUCCAGGCUGUUAACGAGGCGGUGGACAGCGGAGAUGCAGCUCAGACGCUGGCUGCUCUGCGUAGUCCCGGAGCAGGACUGUAUGGCGUCACGUCUGAGUGUGCGCAGACCUAUCAGGACGACCUGGCCAAGAUCAAACAGGAGAAAAAGAAAGAAGGUGAUAAUGGCAGUGAGUGGGUGAAACACUGGGUCAAGGGAGGACACAACUAUUACUACAACCUGCAAACCAAGGAGGGCACCUGGGUGGAGCCAGAGAACUUCAUUCAGAACAACACUCAGCUCAACAAGGAGGACAUCCAGGGCGUGGUCUCUGGGGUAACCACGGCCUACAAUCGAGAGCAGCUGUGGCUGGCCAAUGAAACUCUAAUAACCAAGUUACAAGCCCGCUGCCGUGGCUAUCUGGUCCGAAAAGGCCAAAAGGAGAGGAUGGAGUUCCUGAAAUCCCAAGACCCUGCUGUUACCUGUAUACAGGCUCACUGGAAAGGCUACAAACAGAGGAAGGCGUUCAAAGACCGUAAGGAGUACCUGAAAGACCACACUGCUGAGGCCGUCAAGAUCCAGUCCAUGGUUCGGAUGCAUCAAGCUCGUAAGAAGUAUAAGGAUCGUCUGAAGUACUUUGAAGAUCACAUCGAUGAUGUGGUGAAGAUUCAGGCUUUCAUCAGAGCCAACAAGGCCAGGGACGACUACAAGACUUUAAUCAGCGCUGACAAUCCUCCGAUGGGGGUGGUGAGGAAGUUCGUCCACCUGCUGGACCACAGUGACCAGGACUUCCAGGAGGAGUUGGAACUGAUGCGGCUUCGUGAGGAGGUGGUCACCAACAUCCGUUCCAACCAGCAGCUGGAGAACGACCUGAACCUGAUGGACAUCAAGAUUGGCCUGCUGGUGAAGAACAAGAUCACGUUGCAGGAGGUGGUGUCCCACAGUAAAAAGCUGACCAAGAAGAACAAGGGCCAGCUGUCGGACAUGAUGAUGAUGACCAAGCAGAAGGGAGGCCUGAAGGCUCUAAGCAAAGAAAAGCGGCUUAAACUGGAAGCCUACCAGUACCUCUUCUACCUGUUACAGACCAACCCCACGUAUCUCGCCAAGCUGAUCUUCCAGAUGCCACAGAAUAAAUCCACCAAGUUCAUGGACUCUGUAAUCUUCACUCUGUAUAACUAUGCAUCAAACCAGAGAGAGGAGUACCUGCUACUCAAGCUCUUCAAGACUGCCCUGCAGGAGGAGAUCAAGUCAAAAGUGGACCAGAUGAAGGAGAUCGUCACUGGAAAUCCUACCGUAAUCAAGAUGGUAGUGAGCUUCCACAGAGGUGCACGGGGGCAGAAUGCACUGCGGCAGAUCCUGGCGCCAGUUGUCAAGGAGAUCAUGGAUGACAAAACGCUAAACAUCAAGACCGACCCAGUGGACAUCUACAAGGGUUGGGUGAACCAGAUGGAGUCUCAGACUGGAGAGGCCAGUAAGCUGCCUUAUGACGUCACUCCGGAGCAGGCCAUGAGCCACGAGGAGGUGAGGACCAGACUGGAAGCCUCCAUCAAGAACAUGAAGACAAUCACUGACAAAUUCCUGUCUGCCAUAAUCGUCUCUGUGGAAAAGAUUCCAUACGGGAUGCGGUUCAUCUCCAAAGUGCUGAAGGACACUCUGCAUGAAAAGUUCCCAGAUGCUACGGAGGACGAGCUGCUCAAGAUUGUGGGCAACCUUUUGUAUUACCGCUACAUGAACCCGGCCAUCGUGGCUCCCGAUGCCUUUGACAUCAUCGAGAUGUCUGCUGGUGGUCAGCUGACCACCGAGCAGCGACGGAACCUGGGCUCUGUGGCCAAGAUGCUGCAGCACGCCGCCUCCAACAAGAUGUUCCUGGGAGAUAACGCCCACCUCAAUCCCAUCAACGAAUACCUUAGCACCUCCUACCAGAAGUUCAGGCGCUUCUUUCUGGCAGCGUGCGAUGUCCCCUCACUUGAAGACAAGUUCAACGUGGAUCAGUACUCAGACUUGGUCACAGUCACCAAACCUGUCAUCUACAUCUCCAUUGGAGAGAUUAUUAACACUCACACACUGCUGCUGGACCAUCAGGAUGCCAUCGCCCCAGAGCACAAUGACUCCAUCCACGAGCUGCUUGAGGACCUAGGCGAGGUUCCCACUGUGGAGUCCCUCAUUGGUGAAAAUCCUCUCCCCGCUGACGACCCCAACAAAGAGCUGAUGGGCAAGACCGAAGUGUCGCUCACUCUCACGAAUAAAUUCGAUGUCCCCGGUGAGGCCAAUGCUGAGAUGGACGCAAAGACGCUCCUGCUAAACACCAAGAGGCUCAUUGUGGAUGUGAUCCGGUUCCAGCCUGGGGAGACUCUGACCGAGAUCCUGGACUCAACAGCCAGCCCAGAGCAGGAGGCAGAGUACCAGCGGGCCAUGCAGAGGAGAGCAAUCAGAGAUGCCAACACGCCAGAGAAGAUGAAGCAGGUCAAACCGGUGGUGGACGACAGCCUGACCCUGCAGGGCAAGAAGGACAAGAUCAAGAGUAACCUGCAGAGGCUGGCAGAGCUGGGGAAGGUCCACCCGGAGAACCGUUAUCAGGACCUCAUCAAUGACAUCGCCAAGGACAUCAGGAAUCAGAGACGGUAUCGGCAGCGGAGGAAAGCCGAGCUGGUGAAGCUUCAGCAGACCAACGCCGCCCUGAAUUCAAAGACCAACUUUUACAACGUGCAAAUUGACUCCUACAAUCAGUACAUCAAGACCUGCAUGGACAACCUGGCCAGCAAGGGCAAGUUGUCAAAGAAACCAGGCGACAACAAGGCUAAGAAGAGCAAACAGGUUUCUCAGAAAUACACAGCCGCCCGCCUGCACGAAAAGGGCGUGCUGAUCUCCAUAGAGGACCUGCAGCCCAACCAGUUCAAGAAUGCCAUUUUCGAGAUUUCCCCAUCAGAGACGGUCGGAGUGUUUGACGUGAAGGCCAAGUUCAUGGGCGUCCACUUGGAGACGCUACAGUUAGAAUAUCAGGAUCUGCUCCAGCUGCAGUAUGAAGGCGUGGCAGUGAUGAAGCUCUUCGACCGGGCCACCAUUAAUGUCAACCUGCUCAUUUUCCUGCUCAACAAGAAAUUUUAUGGGAAAUAGAGGAAAAAAAGAGGAGAAAAAAGGGCUAGAGACACUGAAACCACAAACCCGCCUCUGAGGGUUGCUUUAAAGCCCUGACCGGAACCAUGCUGUCUUACCUACACAUUUCCUCCAGCACGUCUCCACUGUGCCUAUACAAGUUUAUGCAUUAUGUUUUAUUACAUGAACAUGUAAUGUCCUUUGUUCUUAAUGGAAAACCUCCGUUACCCAAGUUUUUUCCUAGUGCCUCAUCUCUCAUUGAGGCUCGGUCAGAGGUUUAAGAUUUGUAAUUUCUUUUUUUGCUCUAAAUAUUCUGAAUAUGUUGUGCAUGGGCUUAGAUUUAUUCUAAAAAGAAAAAAAGUGUAUUUUUUUUAUGUAAAGAGAGUUUUACGUCUGUUAGUUCAUCCGCUCACCUGACUGAGAAAAGCCCGAUGAACAUCAUCGAUGUGCAUGCGUACUUAUCAGCAGGGUUGUAGUACACGGCACUUUGUCCAGGAAAAACUGAAAGAAAGAAAACGAUGCGCUCCUUAUCUUUGAUCCUGUGUUUUAUAUGAAAACACUGCAGCGUCUCUCUGAUCAUCUUCUCCUGGCUUUACUGUGACAUCAGACAUCAGUCACCAAAAUGUCCAAUUCUAACAUUGAGCUGCAGGAGUGUGACGGUUACCUCUGAAAUGCAGGCUGCACUGCUGCUGAUCUGGCUCUGAGGCCUUUCCUGUCUACAGACGGGUCAGUGGUUUUGAGUGGACUGAGCUGGCCAUGACUGCAGCCCUGCUGCUUCUCAGAACUGACCCGCCAUGCAUUUGUGCUUCUGGCUCCCGCAAGAGAAGCAAGCGAAACGUGGAAUCACACGAAACUGGGCAGACGUGCAGCUUUGCUGGCUUUCUCAGAUGACUUACUGGAAAUCAUUCUUUUCUCUUUCAUUUUCUCUUUAUGGUGCAGAACGAUUUAUUACGUUAUAAAAAGGGUAAGCACAACAUGAUGCUUGAUGAAUUGUAAGACACAAGAUAGGAUUUGGACUUGUAAGCUAAGCAGAUGUUAAAUACUGAGAAUUUUUCUAGCGUUGAAAAUAACUGGUCGCCCUUAUUUAUAUUUUAUAUGUUUUCAGUCUGCUGGAGCUGAUGGUUGCACCAUCACCCAGCGAGCUCCAGUGUGCGUGCAGUGUUACAGCACCUUGUGGGCCCACUAGAUGUCACUCUGCGCUGUCACGUCGUGGCGUUUGAGCGGUCCUUGAAGCGAUUGUUUCAGCCAGGCUGAGAAUCUGUGCAGACUUGGUGAAAUCGAUUUUCCUUCCCACGCAGAGGUGGCCACCUUGCGCUCUCUUCAUUAUUUGUUCUUCAUUUGAUGAAAUGUGCUUGUUCCAGUUUCAGAAUAAAGCUCUACCAAUGCACUGCCUUUUUCCUAAUCUUACAGUUUUCGUGCAGGAAGAGAAGGCGUUUUCCCAAAUGAGCCUCUCCAUUUUAUGUUACAACCACCUGUAAACCCACCUCCACUACACACACACAACCAGAAGGAAUGUUUAGUAAAAUUACAACCCCACUUCCCACAAAGUUUGGAUGUUGUGUAAAAUGUUAAUAAAAUGGUGAUUUUCAAA
Messenger RNA from Oreochromis niloticus (Nile tilapia), 6793 nucleotides. It is a transcript of the gene iqgap1, whose product is annotated as IQ motif containing GTPase activating protein 1. Gene Ontology annotation, biological process: epidermal growth factor receptor signaling pathway; regulation of GTPase activity; fibroblast migration. Gene Ontology annotation, molecular function: calmodulin binding; GTPase activator activity; actin filament binding. Gene Ontology annotation, cellular component: cell cortex; nucleus. The transcript has 37 exons. The record is from RefSeq and is a predicted model, not a curated record. Lineage: Eukaryota; Metazoa; Chordata; Actinopteri; Cichliformes; Cichlidae. Bases 262 to 5223 code for a protein of 1653 amino acids.